Plasmodium gallinaceum is the source of this 1740-nucleotide messenger RNA. RefSeq names its product tryptophan--tRNA ligase, putative. Gene Ontology annotation, molecular function: tryptophan-tRNA ligase activity; ATP binding. The transcript has 3 exons. The coding region runs from base 1 to 1740 and encodes 579 amino acids. Gene Ontology annotation, cellular component: mitochondrion. Gene Ontology annotation, biological process: tryptophanyl-tRNA aminoacylation. The record is from RefSeq and is a predicted model, not a curated record. Lineage: Eukaryota; Apicomplexa; Aconoidasida; Haemosporida; Plasmodiidae.
AUGAGGAAGGAAAAUAUAUUAAUUUUAUCUUUUCUAUUAUUUAUUCAGGUUUAUUUAUGUAAGAAUGUUAAAGUAAGAAAAUUUAAAGGAAGUGUUUUUUAUCUCUUCAGAGAAAUUAAAAUAUACAAAAAAAAAGUUAAUUUCCAAGUAAAAAAUAGUUGUACAUUUCUAACUGGAAUAAAGCCAAGUGGUGAUAUUCAUUUAGGGAAUUAUAUAGGAUGCUUGCACCCUAUUAUAAAUUUAGAAGCUAAAAGAAAAAAAAAUUUUAUAAAUGAAAAAAAAGAACAAGUAAUAAAGUUAAAUAAAAUAAUAUUAAUAGCCGAUCUUCAUUGUUUAACAAACUUAAACAAUAUAUUUUCUCUAAAAAAAAAUGUUUUGGACACAAUGAAAGUUAUUAUUUCUUUAAUAAUAGAUAUGUUUAUUAAGAAAAAAAAAUAUAUAGAUAUCUACAUUAAUGAUAUUAAGUUAGAAAAAAUAUUAAAAUUAUUUAAAUGUGAUUUCGAUUCAAAUAUCAGUAAGUUUUUACCUUCAAGCAAUUCGAAUAUAUCUCAAUCCUUCUUUGAUUAUGAAAAGGAACUCAAUAAUUUAAAUAUAAAUAAUACACAUAACAUUAAGGAUCAUAUAUUUAGUGAAAGUACAGAGUCUUAUAAUAAUUAUGAAGAGAAUACAGAUUAUCAUCAUGAAAAAUAUUAUGAAAAAAAUAUACACCAAAAACAUUUUUUCUAUAUUUUUAGGCAAUCAGAUAUUCAAGUUCAUACUUCUUUAUAUUAUUUAAUAAAUUCUUUUACAUCCAUUAAUUUGUUAAAUUCACAUGUACAUAUAAAAACAAGUGGUUAUAAUAAAUCUGUUUCCUUAUUAUCUUAUCCUAACUUAAUGUUAUCGGAUAUCCUACUUUAUAAGCCAAACUAUUUAAUAAUAGGAUUAGAUCAAAAUAAAAAUGUGGAAAUAAUUAAAAAAAUAUGUAAAAAAAUGAAUAACUAUUUUCCUUCUGUUGCUAAAAUGCCAGAAAUUUAUUCUCGUAAAUUUAAUAUAGAAAUAAUGAAUUUAGAUGGUCACAGAAAAAUGAGUAAAAAUGAUUUAUUAGAUAACCUAAACUUUUAUAAGAUUAUUUAUCUAUUUGAUGAAAAGGAUAUAAUAGAAAAGAAAAUUAAAAAAAGCAAAACAGAUAAUUUUAAUUAUUUAAAGUAUGGAGAAGCUAAUAGAAGGGAAAUAAAUAAUCUCAUUAAUAUAUAUAUUUUUUUUUAUUAUUAUAAAAUUAAAAGCAUUAGUGAGAAGAUUAAAAAAUAUCACAAAACACUCUAUUCUCUCGAAAAAAUAUUUUUAAAUGAGACAGAAAAAAAUUCUGAAGGAAAUAAAACCACUUACGAAUUUUCUCAUAAUGAGAAAAGUACAAGUAAUGAUAUUAAAUAUUUAAAUUUUUUUAAGAAUAGCAUAGAUGUAAAAAACAGUUUAAACAUAAUUAAUGAGGAUAAACUUUUUUUCAAAAAAAAUAACAUAAACCCAAAUUUUAAUGAAAAAGUAGUUAAUAAUAUAUUGUCUUCUUAUAAUAAUAAUUAUUACAACUUUAAAAAUGAUUUAACUUUACUAAUUUCCUAUCAUUUUUUAACAUCAAAAUAUUACUAUAACUUCCUUCUUUCAAAAGAUAAUUUAAUAAAUAAAAUAUUAAAAAUGGGAAAAAGAAGUCUUUCAAUAAGAGCAAUUAAAACAUUUAAGGACUUCAAAAAAAAGUUAAACUUGUAA